Molecule: messenger RNA, 3674 nt
Organism: Pimephales promelas (fathead minnow)
Lineage: Eukaryota; Metazoa; Chordata; Actinopteri; Cypriniformes; Leuciscidae
Gene: gsk3aa
Product: glycogen synthase kinase 3 alpha a
Biological process (GO): negative regulation of TOR signaling; regulation of microtubule cytoskeleton organization; regulation of neuron projection development
Cellular component (GO): nucleus; cytoplasm; axon
Molecular function (GO): protein serine/threonine kinase activity; ATP binding
Source: RefSeq, a predicted model, not a curated record
GUGCGCUCGAACUGCAUUCCCCAUGAGGCUGCGCGUAUUCUCAGCGCGUGAGAGAGUGGGUGAACGCUGAGGGUCGCGGCAAAACGUUUGUCAUCUUUUAGUUUUUAACUAAAUGUUUCACCCAGCACCAGGCCAAGUCGUCGAGGGAACAGCUGAUCAUCGCCCCCAAGCCUCGGCAAACUUUCAGUCAGAUAUGAGCGGCAGCGGGCGGCCCAGGACGAGCUCGUUCGCUGAGCCUCAGGGGGCGUCCGGAGCCGCUGCAGCAUCCGCCGGAACCACCGCUGUCGUGGGGAGCAACGCAGGAAAGUCCGGGGUCUCACAGGCCUCGGCGGAUAGUUCAUCGGCUUGCUCAAAUUUAAAACUAGCUAGAGAUAGUGGGAAGGUGACCACAGUGGUUGCCACCCCAGGCCAGGGCCCGGAUCGCCCGCAGGAGGUGUCCUAUACUGAUAUCAAGGUGAUCGGUAAUGGCUCCUUUGGCGUGGUGUAUCAGGCACGCCUCAUUGACAGUCAGGAGUGGGUGGCCAUCAAGAAGGUACUUCAGGAUAAGCGGUUUAAGAAUCGAGAACUACAGAUCAUGAGAAAACUGGACCACUGCAAUAUAGUGAGGUUGCGCUAUUUCUUCUAUUGCAGUGGAGAGAAGAAGGAUGAGGUAUACCUCAAUCUGGUGUUGGAAUACGUGCCCGAGACUGUCUACAGGGUGUCACGACACUUCAGCAAAGCGAAAGCCAAUAUUCCAAUCUUUUAUGUGAAGGUGUAUAUGUAUCAGCUUUUCCGCAGUUUGGCAUACAUCCAUUCCCAAGGUGUGUGUCACCGAGAUAUCAAACCACAAAACCUUCUGGUGGACCCAGAAACAGCUGUUCUCAAGCUCUGUGACUUUGGCAGUGCAAAGCAGCUGGUGAGGGGUGAGCCUAACGUCUCUUAUAUCUGCUCACGAUACUAUCGUGCCCCUGAGCUCAUCUUUGGUGCGACAGACUACACCUCCAACAUUGACGUCUGGUCGGCUGGAUGUGUGCUGGCCGAACUGCUGCUGGGGCAGCCCAUCUUCCCUGGAGACAGUGGUGUGGACCAGCUAGUGGAGAUCAUAAAGGUACUUGGAACACCCACAAGAGAACAGAUCCGUGAAAUGAACCCGAACUACACUGAGUUCAAAUUUCCACAGAUCAAAGCACAUCCAUGGACCAAGGUGUUUAAACCAAGAACUCCUCCUGAGGCAAUAGCCCUGUGCUCUCGGCUGUUAGAGUACACACCAGUGACGCGACUAUCCCCUCUUCAGGCUUGCGCUCACACCUUCUUUGAUGAGCUGCGCCAACCUGGCACCCGUCUGCCCAGCGGUCGAGAGCUGCCUCCGCUUUUCAACUUCACCAUGACAGAGCUGAUGAUUCAGCCCCAGCUCAAUUCCACUCUCAUUCCACCUCAUGCCCGUGCACAAAGCGUAGCAUCCUCCAACGAUGGCUCUGAAGGUUCUGUACAGCCUGGAUCUACUCUGACCAACAGCACCUGAGGCUGUGACUCAAAAAACAAGAAUACACACCACAGCAUCUGAGCCACCACAGUGCACAUCUCUCCCUCUGACAAACACACACAGUCUUACACCCUCUUUACCUCAUAGACGGCUUCGCCUCCCUAUAGCUCUAAUUCACACAUUUACAGACUGAUUCAGGUGUCACGCGUUUCAGAAUUACCAGUGACUGCACGGCAGUCUGGAUGUUUGCUGACUGUCUACCGAGAACCGCACUGUACGCACACACCGACACACUGCCAAGUACAUGCAACAAACAACAACAAAUGGAAUUAUACUGCUAAUAUUUGCUUCAGAUAAUAGAGGUAGUCAAUAUCGAGCCCGGAACGGCUGCGUAGGCCCGUAGCAAAGCUCACACGCAUCCAAUAACGCGACACCACACGUGCUUUGGAGGUCAAAUGCGAUUGGUUCAGUGGCUAGGGGCAGGUCCUCUUUCUAAUUUUUAUCUUAAUUUAUUUAAAUUAACAUUUACAGUGGAUGUUUUACCUUGAUUUGUUGCGCCGUAGCGCUCGCUCAUCCCUCUCAAUCUCCCCAUCUGAGGUAUAAUACAUUUCGCAGGGAACAAGCAGUCACAGUAAAUUAUGUAUCUUGUUGUAAAUUUCAAGCAAAAGAGGCGGGACUAAAUGUUGUGGUUUUAUACAGUUAUUUUAAUAACUUGCUUUUACCUUCCAGUAAAUGUAUUUAUGGUUUUGGAGGAACUUUUGAGAAAGCAUCUGUAGAUUAUUUGAAGCGAAGAAGAGAGAGUUUGGAAAACCGCUAAACGUUAUUAUUGACCAUAAAGAAGGAAAAGAAUGAUCGAAAGACGUAUGCAAGACAAUAGCAUAUUCAUAUUGUUGUACUGAAGUGACUUUCUAUUCCUGGGCAUUAUCAUUAACUUUUAAUGAUGCUCUGGGUUUAGGCUUUUUAAUUUAUGCUCGUGAGAUUACGGUCUUCAUCCGUUCAAAGUCAUUUUAGCCCUGGAGACUGAACCAUGCAUCAUAAUUCAGUGUUUCAGAACGUUUCCUUUCUGUUUUGAUCAGUUAAGCUACUCUUAUAUUUAAAGGCCUUUGUGGUAGAACAGUUCUAUACAAUGUUUGUGAAAUCUCCAUCGUCAAACGUUAAAUGGUCUCAGUCAAUCGUAUCGAUCCACAAAAUGACCGAUAUCUUUUCUUUUCUUGAGAACACGUUAACUUCUCAAUAAAACCCUGUUCUGAGGCCCAUCUGUGAUGUUCAUGCUAUUCUCCUGUUCUGUUUCCUUAUUCUUGUUUUGUUGUUCAGAGGGUGUGCUUUGACCAGGUUUGCUCCACCCAUCCUUAUGUAAAUAUCCUUUGGUUUUUAAGCCCUGUGCAGGAUGUAAAUAUCAACGCUGUACCACUUUUGUGUUUUUUCAUUGAUGUCUUUCUCUCCCUUCAUCUCUCUCGGGCUGUCUUCUCUUAGCGUUUGAAGAUGUCAGGGUUCAUUUUGUUUGUCAUUUACAGUAUUUAUUGUUGUUGGGGCUGAAAGUUUCACUUUUCUGUGAAAUAGUAACUCUUAUCAGCGUACUGUAUGUCAGUUCAUAAGCUCAAUAGGUUUGGGAAGGAAAUGGAGUAAAACUUGAGGUGCACGUCCAACAGGGUCAUGCUUUGUUCUCGACUUUUUUUGCAAAGGUGCAAUGAAGUCAUGCUCGUACGGUCUGCUUUUCAUGAAAAGGACGCUCUCUGAAGCGAAUCAAUUGUUUGAAAUAAUGUGGCGGUUUUGCAAAUCUGGCUUCAGGCCUCAAAGACAAUGGAAUGUGUUUAUUCUUUAAUCUGACAUCUGUGAAUCAAGCCCACAGCAACAUGUAUGUGUGCUCUUUGACAAAUGUGAUUUUUCUUUUUUAUAUAUAUAUAUAUUCAAAUGGGUAUUUGGCUUUGAAGUUUAUUUUCCUCCCCUUUAAGGCUUGUUAAAUGAAUUGAGACCAGCCAGCGAAGUCUCUUCCCCUUCAUUGCUUCUGUAAUCCUGCCCUCCCCCUUGUCUCUGCCUUAAGCCCACCGUACAAACGUUAGCCUGUUAUUACCUUUUUUUGUUAAUUGUUGGAACUUUCUGCCUCAACGUUUCGGCCCAGGGGAAUCGUGUCCUGAGACAAAGAGAGACGAAUGGAGAGAGCCUGUCAGAAUAAAUUGAACUCAUUUAAUAAAGUGACGAAACUGAGAUUUUA